Molecule: messenger RNA, 237 nt
Organism: Castor canadensis (American beaver)
Lineage: Eukaryota; Metazoa; Chordata; Mammalia; Rodentia; Castoridae
Gene: Ccdc179
Product: coiled-coil domain containing 179
Source: RefSeq, a predicted model, not a curated record
AUGUGUCUACGCUGUGCAGAUGAUGAUCGCACCCAAGUCUACCCCGAAGCAUCAAGAAAUCAUCCUUCAGAGGUCAGUGCCAAGCAGUCUAUAGAUAGACGUAUCAGGUAUAUGCGAAACCUAAGAAAAGAGAAGAAGAAAUUAAGUAAGCAGUUUUCAAGGCCUUCUCCUGUUCCAGAACCAGGACUCCGGUUGUCUCCUGGUGAUAAUGCUAUUAACAGAAAGUUUGGUCUUUGA